Messenger RNA from Phyllopteryx taeniolatus (common seadragon), 1758 nucleotides. RefSeq names its product protein tyrosine phosphatase non-receptor type 2b (gene ptpn2b). The transcript is spliced from 10 exons. Gene Ontology annotation, biological process: protein dephosphorylation. Lineage: Eukaryota; Metazoa; Chordata; Actinopteri; Syngnathiformes; Syngnathidae. The coding region runs from base 143 to 1261 and encodes 372 amino acids. The record is from RefSeq and is a predicted model, not a curated record. Gene Ontology annotation, molecular function: protein tyrosine phosphatase activity.
UUACCACGGGGAAGUCGUAAUUCCUCCCACCGAACACACAAAGAAGCGCUUCUGUUUCUUUUUUUAAAUACCACCCAAGCCGGCUGAAGUUAUGAGGUAGACGGUCUUGACUGGUAAUUACGCUGCCAUUUCCUUGGUGAAAAUGGAGCGAGAGUUUGAGGACAUAGAGUCGGAGGGCCGGUGGCACAAAUUGUACAUGGAAAUCCGAAGUCAGUCUCAUGAAUGCUCCUACAAAGUUGCCAAGUAUCCAGAGAACCGCAGCCGCAACAGAUACCGAGACGUCAGCCCGUUUGACCACAGCCGGGUGAAGCUGAAGAACGCAGACAACGACUAUAUCAAUGCCAGCCUGGUGGUGAUGGAAGAAGCGCAGAGACGUUACAUAUUGACUCAGGGUCCCCUCAGGAACACGUGUGGCCACUUCUGGCUCAUGAUCUGGGAGCAAAAGAGCAAAGCCAUCAUCAUGCUCAACAGGGUCAUUGAGAAAGGCUCGGAAAAGUGUGCUCAGUACUGGCCCAUGUCCGAGGAGCGUGAGAUGGCGUUCAAGGACACACGCUUCCUGGUCACGCUGCUGUCAGAAGACGUCAAGUCUUACUACACCACAAGAGUGCUGGAGCUGCAGAACAUGAGCACGGGAGAGAAGCAGGAGAUCCACCAUUUUCACUACACAACGUGGCCCGACUUCGGCGUGCCCGAGUCGCCAGCGUCGUUCCUCAACUUCCUGCUGAAGGUGCGGGAGUCGGGGGCGCUGGGCGCCGACCACGGCCCCGCCGUGGUGCACUGCAGCGCCGGCAUCGGACGCUCGGGGACCUUCUCGCUGGUGGACACGUGUCUCAUGCUGAUGGACAAAAGGAAAGAGGCGUCGGCGUUGGACAUCCGUAGGAUCCUGCUGGACAUGCGGAAGUACCGCAUGGGUCUCAUCCAGACGCCAGACCAGCUGCGCUUCUCCUUCGUGGCUGUACUUGAGGGAGCCAAGUGCAUCAUGGGAGACGCGUCCGUGCAGAGUCAGUGGCGGGAGUUGUCCCGGGAAGACCAGGAGUCCACCGCCAACUCGCCGGAGAGAUGCAACGGCAGUCAGCGGGCGGGACCACCCGGCGAAGAAGAGUACACUAGACACGACGGCGAGAGGCCAAGCCAGUCGCCGGAGCAGGACAACAGCACCACACACAAACGACGCAGGGACGACAGUUUCUCCACAGCCCAAAGCCAAAGGACCAAUGACACCGACAGGAAGCGGAAAAGAGCAAAAACCGGGGACUCCUGACUCUGCCCCACCAACCCGAGGCUACGUUCGACGACGACAAAAAAACAUCAGCAGGGAAAACACCAACCUCUGUGUACUUCUUCGCCAGCACCUCCUGUUCCUCUUCCUCUCCAAACUGUUUACAGCAGACACUCAAAAAAACAACACACCAGCAUUUCUUAAAAUGGUUUCAUUAUUCACAGCUUUUGUCAUACACACAUUUAUACCGACUGAAAUAAGAGCUAUGCAUUGACAAGUUUUAAUUUCAAAUUAUUCAGUUAUGUAUUUUUUUGGGGGGGAGAAGACCUUUUUGAUGAAAAUGUUCUAUUUUUUUAUAAAAAAGUACUUGAAGCAGCAAAGUCAGUGGCAUGUACAUAGUUCUUUUUUUCCUUAUAAAAGUGCGUAUAAAAUGCAUUGUUACACAUUUGAACAGAGAAUUUCAUGGGGAAAAAAAAAAGAAAGGCAAUGAAUUCUUUCCUCCGUUAUCUUCUAAUAAAACUGGUAUCUAAUUUACAGAA